AUGUCGACUGGACCAUCAUCUGGACCUCGUCACCCACGAAUCACUCGCCAAGAACAGAGAGACAAACGCCUUGCUGCUCUCGUCGCUAAGCAAGUAGCAAAGGUUGUUCCUCAGAUCGUGAGUGAAUAUUAUGAGAAUGUAAGGAAAUCAUCUAACGAGUCCAGAAUCGAAGCUCCUAAAGCUGCUCCUAAGAGUGCUUUCAGCUUCAAGCAGUUCAAAGCUUGUGGUCCCAAGGAAUUUACUGGCGAAGAUGGCCCAACAGCUAUGUUUCAAUGGGUUGAUUCUGUCGAAGUCACUCUGCGCCAGAAUUUUGUGCAAGCCGCAAAGCCAGUGACGAUCGAAGAAACAUACUUGCUUGCCACCGAAAUCAACGACAAGCGAGUAAAAGCUGGUUUUUGGGAUAAGCCUUCAAAGAACCUGUAUCAAGCUACCACCGCCGCACCAACCGCUAACACCACCGCUGCUCCUAAGUCUUCUAAGUCCUCUUGUCGUAAGAGGAAGAACAACAACAGCAGCUCCAGCAACAAGAACUGUGCCAUCACUACCGCCGCUCCUCUUCAAGCAGUUCUAGCUCCGCAACCCCAACAGCAACACCGCCAAGCUGCUCCAGUGGCCUAUGCACCUCCUGCUAAACGUGCAUACAUCGGUCCCCACCCAGCCUGCCCGACAUGCGCCUACCAUCACCCGGUGGGUAUUGCCUGCAGAUAUUGCAUUCACUGCAAUAUGUACGGCCACUUCACCGCCAACUGUCGAACUAGCCCCCGCAACACCUUGCGGCUGUUAGAAACUCAUUGCUUGAAAGAGUUUCAACAAGCUGUGUACGACGAAGAAUGCUUUUUAAAACAGAAAUCGAAGGUAGAUUGGUUGUGUGCGGGUGACUCGAAUACGAAGUUUUUUCAUAAUACUGUGAAAGCAAAGAACGCUAGAACAAAAAUUCAUAGUGUUGUAGAUAUUUCGGGUACGAGAUAUGAUGGUGACACGGUUGCAGAUGCUAUGGUGCUGCACUAUACUAACUUUUUGGGUAACGAAACUCAGGUGGAAGAAGCGAAUUUAGAUAAUUUGUUCCCUAAAGUCCUUAGUAAUGAGAUGGCUGAGCUUAUGAUUCGUCCUGUUUCUCGAGAGGAGGUCAAAACAGCCAUGUUCAGUAUUGGAGAUGACAAAGCGCCAGGGCCUGAUGGAUAUAAUUCGGUUUUUUUCAAAAAAGCGUGGGAUAUUGUCGGUAAAGAAGUGACGGAUGCGGUUCUGCAAUUCUUUGAAAAUGGUAAAAUUCUGAAUCAGAUUAACCAUACUGUCCUUGCUUUAUUGCCUAAAAAAGAUGUUCCUGAUUCGGUUUUGGAUUAUAGACCGAUUUCUUGCUGCAAUGUUUUGUACAAAUGUAUUAGCAAAGUUAUUUCGGAAAGAUUGAAAGGCAGCUUGGGUUAUCUUGUCAGCAUCAACCAAUCGGCUUUUGUGCCCGGCCGAAGGAUUUCGGAUAAUAUUCUUCUCACCCAGGAGCUCAUGCACAAUUAUCAUCUUAAUAGGGGGCAGCCUAGAUGUGCUUUUAAAAUUGAUAUUCAGAAAGCCUAUGAUACUGUCAAUUGGAGGUUUUUAGAAGGUAUUCUGGUUGGGUUCGGAUUCCACGCCAAGAUGGUCAAGUGGAUCAUGACAUGUGUAACCACAGUGUCGUACUCUCUGAGUAUCAAUGGGAAUUUGCAUGGUUUUUUCAAAGGUAAACGUGGGCUAAGGCAAGGAGAUCCGUUAUCCCCCUAUUUGUUUACUUUGGUCAUGGAGGUUUUAUCGUUGUUGCUUCGUCGAGCAGCUGUCGGUCCGUUUAAGUUUCAUGCUCAUUGUGCCAAAGAUAAAAUAAUUAAUGUCUCUUUUGCGGAUGAUUUAUUUAUUUUUGUUCAUGGCGAUGUGGUCUCGGUCAAGAAAAUCAAAGACGCGAUGGAGAGGUUCACUAAGAUGUCUGGUCUCGUCCCUAGUCCUGCUAAGAGUACAGUUUUCUUUUGCAAUGUCUCUCAUUCGGUAAAGCAAGCAAUUCUCAAUAUUAUGCCUUUUCAAGAAGGUACGCUUCCGGUGCGGUAUUUGGGGGUUCCUCUUAUAUCUUCGAGACUUGUGUAUAAUGAUUGCAAGGUUCUUAUUGAGCGUAUGGAGAAAAAGAUCGUUAAUUGGGUUUCUAAGUGGUUGUCAUUUGCCGGGCGGCUUCAGCUCAUUAAUUCAGUCCUUUCUUCCAUGCACAUCUACUGGGCUUCGGUUUUUAUUAUGCCUGCUCGAGUUAUUAGUGAUCUAGAAAAGAAGAUUCGUAGAUUUCUUUGGAACGCAGGAUCGGAAGGCAGAAUUCGUGCUAAAGUAGCGUGGAAACAUGUGUGUUUGCCUAAACAGGAAGGAGGUUUGGGUAUUAAGAGCAUUGCUGAUGUAAACAAAGCCUUAAUGGCUAAACACAUUUGGAGUAUUCUUACCAAAAGGGAUUCUAUUUGGGUGAAAUGGAUUCACGACUACAAGAUUAGAGGAAGGAAUUUCUGGGAGGUGCCAUGUAGAGGGAGUAUGAGUUGGGGGUGGCGUAAAUUGUUAUCCAUCCGAAACAUCAUUCGGCCUCAUGUUUGGUCGGUCAUCAAGAGCGGUUCUCAAACGAAUAUUUGGAGUGACAUGUGGUGUGCGAGUAGUCCGCUUAUUUCAUUUAUCUCGCCUAGAAACAUAGCAAAUGCUGGGUUUUCGCUAAAUUCAACAGUUGCGGAUAUGAUUGAUCAGGAUGGUAACUGGAGAUGGCCUCAAGCUUGGCUUGAUCUGUUUCCGGUAUUAAUCACUAUACCGGUUCCGACAACUGAGCCUAAUGGUGACGAUUCUCUAGUAUGGAAAGAUGUGGAAGGUAAGAUUCAAGACUUUCAAUCGGCUAGUGUUUGGGAUUCGAUCCGGCAUCGGGAAGGGCAGGUGAUAUGGGCUGAUAUGGUUUGGUAUACGCAAUGUAUUCCUAGGCAUUCUUUUCACUUAUGGUUGGCUUUUAGGAACAAGCUCAAAACACAGGAUAGACUGUCUAUUUGGGAAGCGGGUAGUCAUACCAACUGGAAUUUAAUGUGUUGUCCGCUGUGUAACCAUGAUAGAGAUACUCGGGAUCAUCUGUUUUUCCAAUGUUCUUUUGCGGCGAAGACGUGGAACGAUGUUAAGAAGCUGGUUAAUUUGAGCAAUGUUAAUGAUUCAUGGUCGUCGGUCGUCUCUUGGGUGGAGCUACAUGCUAAGUCUAGGAGUGCCGAUCAUAUUGUGUGCAAACUUUUGAUUGCUGCUUCGGCUUAUUAUAUAUGGCAAGAGCGGAAUAACAGGCUUUUCAAGAACAACAAAAGAACGGCUGAACAAGUGGCGGAGGUUAUUAAGUCUUCGGUUCGGCUGAAGCUCAUGGGGUUCAGGUUUCGGCUUGCUUCGGUUAAGCGAAGGAUUUUCAAAACAUGGAAGAUUGAAGAUAAUGGAGCGGACCCGGGCUAG
This is a messenger RNA of Helianthus annuus (common sunflower), 3453 nucleotides long. RefSeq lists its product as uncharacterized. The coding region runs from base 1 to 3453 and encodes 1150 amino acids. The record is from RefSeq and is a predicted model, not a curated record. The transcript has 3 exons. NCBI's taxonomy places the organism in Eukaryota, Viridiplantae, Streptophyta, Magnoliopsida, Asterales, Asteraceae.